AUGGCGCUUACGUGCGACGGGUAUAUAUACUACUCUGUACGCAAGAUCAACUGUUGGUUGAUUAUCCGCACCUUUGGUUGUAUUGGCGCAGUGGACGUUCGUACUGAACACGUGACUGUUACGGUUCACUUUGUACAGACCGUAGUACGGCCCGUUGGAAGCCCUGGUCUCUACACCAAGACAAAUUCCAGGGUUCUCCCUAACUCUUUAUCAAAACAUAUUUCUUCAAUUCAAGCCCUUGUAACUUACCAUGUAGAAUACGCCGAGGCCUCCCUAAACCUGAUAUUCAUGCAAAGCUACUAUCACUCAUCACUCACCAGCCAUAGCUCUUCAUCAUGCAGUGACGCGCUGCGUCGGAUACGAAUCCGAAGAUGCAUUGCAUUAGUCCAGCCAAGCCCUGUGCAACUCCCCGAUAAGCCGCUCCCUAAACCGAACGAUCCCCAAUACCACUCAAAUUUUCCACUGGUAUUUCCUUCCCAUCUUAGAAUCAUUGGUCUCUACAAGGGUUUCGAUCAACGGGACUCAACACGAGGAGAACAUGCAAAGAAUCACGUCAACAGGAAGAGCAGUAAGGGUUUACUAGAACCCCACUUCCAGCAAUCAUUGAUGGACAUGUCGAUCAAACUGUUUUGCCAAUAUUCUUUCUAUCCACCAUAUAUGGCUGAUUUUGCGCCGCUAGACGUUCCGUGUUAUGUGGAUGAUGAAGAGAGAAACACCAUAAAUCACCAUACCUCAGCUCAACAUAUGCAAGUGCUACAUGAUACAAUCUCCCGGGUAUCCUACUAUCGCAUUGCAUCAUCGCAAGAAGGGAAAGACCGCAUGAUCUUCUCCGACGCAAUAAGUCUACCAGCGGCUAUGAUCCGAUGGGAGGAUCCUGGCCCUUGGGCGAAACCAUCGCCCAGAAAUAUUAAAAUGCAAUCAAUUGACCCACUGGUGUGGGCCUAUAUGGGGGUUAUUGCGAAAUGCGGCGAGAUGUGGGCAGUUGCUGAGUGGAGACGCAGGAGUACGAUAUCGAGGGAAAUUUUUGCAUCAUAUCGGGCUGGGUUCUAG
Lindgomyces ingoldianus is the source of this 1050-nucleotide messenger RNA. RefSeq lists its product as uncharacterized. The coding region runs from base 1 to 1050 and encodes 349 amino acids. The record is from RefSeq and is a predicted model, not a curated record. The transcript has 11 exons. Lineage: Eukaryota; Fungi; Ascomycota; Dothideomycetes; Pleosporales; Lindgomycetaceae.